AUGUUGCAUACCGCAGUGCGUGCAGCUGCAAACAUCGAUGUCGACGAGGAGACAUGGGAUGCGCUGUACCAAUCGUCGGGCGCGGUCCUCGUCGGAGGACUAGUCGCACUAUUUCUGUCGGGUGCGGUCCUCAUGCAAGUAGUCAUAUACUGGCAAAUGUAUCCAAACGACCCCAAGAAAAUGAAAGCUAUGGUUGCCUUGAUCUGGCUUUUGGAUUGUGUGCACUCCGCCAUGGUGGGCAUCGCAAACUGGGAGAAUCUCGUACUCGGCUUUGGGAAAUUUGACGGUCUGGAUGGCAUUACCUGGUCGGUCGCGAUGACGGUCGCCCUUACAGCCAUGACUACAUUUCUGGUGCACUGCUUCUUCUCAUAUCGCAUCCAUACAUUGAGCCGUGGAAAUUGGUACAUAACUGGACCGUUGUUUGCCUUAGCAUCAAUACGAUUAGUUGCGGCUGCAGUGUCCACCGGAGAGAUGUUACGCCUCAAGAGCUUCUCCGAAUUUGUCAAGAAGUUUAGCUAUGUCUUCACCCUGGGACUCGGAACGUCCACAGGUCUCGACAUCCUGAUCACGGGCAUACUCUGCUACUAUCUUCGGCAACGCAAGAGCGGUCUGGCGAGGAUGGAUCAUGUCAUUGGAUUGCUGACCGUGUACACGGUAGAGAACGGUAUGCUUACAUGUGUCACGACUGCGGUCUCUCUAGUCUGCUGGCUCGCGAUGCCGAAUAAUCUAAUAUUCCUCGGGUUGCAUCUCGCCAUCAGCAAAAUGUACGCGAACUCGUUCAUGGCAAGCUUGAACGCGCGCAGGGGGUUAUCGAACCGGUCGCAAGGUUCCAACGCGCACGAGGGCUAUCCCAUGCCCAUGCUGCUCCACAGCCCUUUCACUCCGCGGGAGCCCGGAGCGCCGUGGUCGCCAGGCGGGUUAUCGACGCGCUCACAGAAGCCUGUCCACGUCCACGUCGAGAUCGAACAGACCGUGCACGCCGAAGCCUUUGAGAUGUCGCAAGAGGCCGACCUUGAGUAUAGUGCACGAGGCGCAGACCUUAAGCAUAACUAGCAUCGACCUGUUCUUGCGGUACUAUCUUGGCGCUGAAGAUGACAUGCAGCGCGGCGUUCGCUUGGGUCCCCUUGUUGUACGAAUAUAUACCCGUGGCAUUAUUUAAGGCAAUUCGACGUGCCGGCCCGUGCUAACCACGGGCUCCCUCGCA
Molecule: messenger RNA, 1204 nt
Organism: Trametes versicolor FP-101664 SS1
Lineage: Eukaryota; Fungi; Basidiomycota; Agaricomycetes; Polyporales; Polyporaceae
Exons: 21
Coding region: 1-1053 (350 amino acids)
Source: RefSeq, a predicted model, not a curated record